Messenger RNA from Sardina pilchardus (European sardine), 2065 nucleotides. RefSeq names its product synaptotagmin XVI (gene syt16). The record is from RefSeq and is a predicted model, not a curated record. Bases 224 to 2065 code for a protein of 613 amino acids. The transcript has 7 exons. NCBI's taxonomy places the organism in Eukaryota, Metazoa, Chordata, Actinopteri, Clupeiformes, Clupeidae. Gene Ontology annotation, molecular function: phospholipid binding.
CCCAACCGUACAUCAGUGGCGCCUUGAUGAUCUGGUGCUGAAGCGAAGAGGAAAACGGAGCGGAAGACGGGCUUGAUGCAACGCUGUCCGCGUUUAGCUCAGCGGACCAAAUUAGAUGCGAUGUGAGCUGACAGAAAGGCCCUUAAAGACGCGACCGCUGCUGACUGUAGCUUCCCUCAAAACCCGAAUAGAAGCCGUGUCGCUGGACUAAACCGAUUCAGCCAUGGCCGCUGAUAGCUGCGUGUUGGUGUGGUCUGAUGCGUGUGUCUCUGUGUGUCCCCUCUCCCUGGCAGUCACGCCGGAGGCCAUCGGCUUCCUCUCGGCCGUGGGCGUCUUCGUGGUCCUGCUGGCCAUCCUCUUCCUCUUCAUCAACAAGAAGCUGUGCUUCGCCCGCGUCGGGGGCCUGCCCUGCCUGGAGCAGUACAGCCGGCGCCGGCGCAAGGAGCGCGGCGUGCACAAGGGCCUGGUGAACAGCUUUGGCGAUGAUGGGGAGCAGUCGAGCUCGUCGGACAGCGAGGACGACGUGGCGAAGCAGUUCGAGAUUUCCGUUUCGCGGUCGCAGAGCUUCCGCUCGGGUGCCCAAGAGGCGGGCAGCGCGCAGGGAGCGCCAGGCCGCCAGCACAAGUUCACCCGCCUGCUAUCCGACCAGGAAGAGGGCACCACUGAACCCUCAGACUGUGAGGACAUGGACGCCGUGAGCCAUGGCAGUUUCCGGGACCCGCUGACCUCCAGGCCUGUGUCCCGCUCAGGGGCCGAGGACAAGCGGCCCAUCCGCGACCCCCUCCACGCCUGCGGGGACGGAGACAGAGACUCCCUGGGCUCCCAGGAGCCGGCGGAGACACGGGAGGAGACCGUCACCCCCACGCCCGCGCCCACCCCCAGGGAGAGGGGCGGCAGCAGCAGGGCGAGCAGCCGGGCGAGCAGCAGAGCCAGCAGCCGGGCGGGCAGCCGGGCAGAGAGCCAGGCAGGCAGUGGCACGGGCAGCCGCGGAGGCAGUCGGCAGGGGCGGCGUAGGACCCCCGACAGCCUGGAGAUGGUGGAGUCCACGGGCAUGGAGAACCAGGCCUACGACCACGAGGGCACCGACAGCUCCUCCACCUGGAGCCCAGAGCCAGAGCAGCCUCCAGGGGACCCCCUCUCUGUGUCCCCCCGCAUCCCCAUCUCCAAGUGCGGCGAGCUGGUGGUGGUCCUCGACUACCGGCCCACCUCCGCCAAGCUAAUGGUCACCGUGGUGACGGCGCGCGGCAUCCCGGACAAGGCGCGCAGCGGCAUGGACUCCUGGCAGGUGCACGCCGUCCUGCUGCCCGCCAAGCGCCAGCGCCACAAGACGGGCGUGCAGCGCGGCUCCUGCCCGCGCUUCGACGACACCUUCCGCUUCGCCCACCUGGAGCCCGGCGAGCUGGCGGCGUCGGCGCUGCGGCUGCGGCUGUACGCGCUCGGGCGCAUGAGCCGCGAGCGCAUGAUGGGCGAGGCCGUGUACCGGCUGGCCAAGCUCAACGCCGCCGCCAACACCGGCGAGACCGAGGUCAUCCUCACCCUGGAGCCGCGCAGCAACCUGAGGAACGCUGGCUCUCAGCAGAGUCUCUCGGCCGUGUCCCAGAGCGACAGCGCCUCGUCCAGCCAGUCUCUGGCCCACGGCGGGGCCCCGGAGCUGCUGGUGGGUCUGGCCUACAACCCCACCACCGGACGCCUGGCCGUGGAGCUCAUCAAGGGCAGCCACUUCCGCAACCUGGCCCUCAACCGCCCACCUGACACGUAUGGCAAGCUCACCCUGCUCAACUCCAUGGGCCAGGAGAUCUCGCGCUGCAAGACGUCGGUGCGGCGCGGCCAGCCCAACCCCGUCUACAAGGAGACCUUCGUCUUCCAGGUGGCCCUCUUCCAGCUGUCGGACGUCACGCUCAUGGUGUCCAUCUACAACCGGCGCAACAUGAAGCGCAAGGAGAUGAUCGGCUGGCUGGCACUGGGCCAGAACAGCAGCGGGCGCGAGGAGCUGCUCCACUGGCAGGACAUGAAGGAGAGCGGCAACCAGCAGGUCUGCCGCUGGCACCCGCUACUGGAGGGGUAG